GAUAGGCAAAGUAGCACGGCUUGUGGCGAACGCGAUGCCGAUCUCCGAUAAGGACGACCAGCUGAGAUGGACGAGCCUGUUCCAGCUCAAUCAGCUAGGCCAGAAGCUGGCGGUCAACCAGUGCGGGACACUGCUUGGAGACAGCAUCGAGAGUGUCAAGACUGUCUGCAUAUGCAUAAGGUGUGGAGCCUGGGCGCAGCAAUGGCGUCGUCUCAAACUGCGGCUUCCCUGCGUGGCGGCCGCAAUGAAGGGCCUGGAGGUCUUGCAGAAUCUCAAGAAGGGAGUGGGACCGCACAAAACAUUGCAUAAGUUCAUUGACCCCACCUCCCCGCUCAAGAGAGUCACAACCGACGCGGUCACCAGCUGCACCUACACGAAGGUCGACAUCCUCAAG
Messenger RNA from Prorocentrum cordatum, 394 nucleotides. The record is from the annotation of a GenBank genome assembly. Lineage: Eukaryota; Dinophyceae; Prorocentrales; Prorocentraceae.